GAAAGUCGUCAAUCUCAACAAACCACAAGCAUGAUCCGAGCCAAGGUCCUGCCCGAGGUGCUCCGCCAAGGCCUCGGCGAUGGCGUCGCCGCCAUCCUCCUCAUGACGGUCGACGGCGCGCUCCUCGGUUCUGUCGGCGCCAUGAGCCCCUCGUCGACGCCGUCGCAUGCGUCGGGCGUCGAGCCGGCUGUCGACGUCAAGGUCGUCGGCGCGAUUGCGGCCAACGUAUGGGCCGAGUACGACCACUCGGCCAAGGAAAUCUUCCCGACCGAGGAUCUUCGCGUGCUCUUCCUCGAGUUCCAGAAGGACAAGUGCUUGGCGGUGACCUCGGCCAGCGCCGGGUACCUCCUCUGCGCCUACUCGGACGGGAAGGCGCCCAUGGGCCUCCUCAAGAAGAAGCUCGAGACGCUGCAGCCGUACCUGAAAGAAGCCUUGGAGAAGAUCCAAGUCUAAGCCGCCGCUCAAUACAUACUACGUUUACCAGCC
Saprolegnia parasitica CBS 223.65 is the source of this 486-nucleotide messenger RNA. RefSeq lists its product as hypothetical. Gene Ontology annotation, molecular function: molecular adaptor activity; guanyl-nucleotide exchange factor activity. The transcript has a single exon. Gene Ontology annotation, cellular component: Ragulator complex. The record is from RefSeq and is a predicted model, not a curated record. NCBI's taxonomy places the organism in Eukaryota, Oomycota, Saprolegniomycetes, Saprolegniales, Saprolegniaceae. The coding region runs from base 31 to 453 and encodes 140 amino acids. Gene Ontology annotation, biological process: positive regulation of TOR signaling; cellular response to amino acid stimulus.